Molecule: messenger RNA, 1332 nt
Organism: Fonsecaea multimorphosa CBS 102226
Lineage: Eukaryota; Fungi; Ascomycota; Eurotiomycetes; Chaetothyriales; Herpotrichiellaceae
Exons: 1
Coding region: 1-1332 (443 amino acids)
Source: RefSeq, a predicted model, not a curated record
AUGAGCCAGUAUUUGACAGACACUUCUCUCUUCUCAGGUGCAACAAUCCUCUGGAGAUCAUCUCUCAUCCAAUACUUCCAGAAUGUUUGGAUUCUGCCAGAAAACUGGCCGCAACUUCUCCUCCAACGAAGAGCUUCCGCGUCCACUCGCGAAACAGAGAACUACCGCCGCCAGAUCUCCUCGCACAGCACCUCACGCAAGACAUCAAAAUCAUCGACACGCUGUAAUGGGCAGAUCCAACGCCACAAGCUGUCAGCGCUUCAAUCGCGGACUAUCUGGAUGGUCAGGAGUAGGAAAGCAGUACUGUUGGGCCAAAUAGAGGAGACGUUCAAGCUGCUGUCUAUCACUCCAGCUUACAUUCCUCCAAACUCAAUCACUCCAAAUGGCUUUGAACAAGUUUGUGACGCAGAGCUGUCAUCUGCCCCAAUCCCACAGCCACGGAAGACUCUCGUUCCAAAAGGCUCCGCUCGAAAGUCAUCCACAUUGGUGAUCCCAUUCCUUCAGUUCCCCACCGAAAUUCGACUCAAAAUCUACAAACAUCUCCUGGUGGUUCCGCUCGAGAAAGUGUGGGAGGAGUGCGACAGGAAAAAGCAAGACGAAAGAGUGGCUAUCAAGUUAGCAAGAAAGAAUCUCAGACGUAUAUGCCGUCAAGUCCAGGGAGAAUGGGAUCCCCUCUUCUUCUCGACAACCACCAUUACCGUACGAAAUCUGGUUCCUGACUGGGACUCGCUCUUGGUACCCAGCAUCAAUCACAACAGACCCUUGAUGAAUUUCGGGGAAUUGUGGCACAAGGGUAGCGAAGUGAAUUGCAACUUCCCCCUAACCCGUCCAUUGGGAUCUGGAUUGUUCCGAACAGCCUUCCUUGAGAGACUACCUCACUACAAGUUGAAUGACAUUCGAAAGCUACAAUACCUUAUCAAAGGCCCCUCCUUGAACUGUUUGGACUUAGAAGACUUGAAAUUUCUUGUGAGAGUGCUCCAGGUUAUGAAAGAAGACAAUUUGAAGUCGCUAGAAGAGGUUACCAUCUGUUACAAGCCUCUGCUCCCUGCGAGUGGAUAUCUGAGGGUGGGCAACAUAUGGGCAAGAUGCAGUGAAGGGACCGAAAAGUGGGAUACUGUCAAAGCCAUUUUCCAACCAGAAGGCGAAUCUGGGUGCUUCAAAGAUUGGACGAUCGUGCGACGGAUGUCCUUCAACAUCGGAUCAGACAUCAAUCCCCCACGGGCGAUGUUCGUGCAGAAUUUGAGAGUCCACGAACUCCAACUAGUCUUUUGCAAGUCGCAGCAACAUCCAGCAACAGGAACCUCCGACUGGGUAGAGCUUCCUGAAAAAUAG